Messenger RNA from Dichotomopilus funicola, 654 nucleotides. RefSeq names its product NAD(P)-binding protein. The coding region runs from base 1 to 654 and encodes 217 amino acids. The transcript is spliced from 6 exons. Lineage: Eukaryota; Fungi; Ascomycota; Sordariomycetes; Sordariales; Chaetomiaceae. The record is from RefSeq and is a predicted model, not a curated record. Gene Ontology annotation, molecular function: oxidoreductase activity, acting on the CH-OH group of donors, NAD or NADP as acceptor.
AUGGCUUCUAAGAGCGUCUUGAUUGUGGGGGGAAACCGCGGCAUCGGCCUCAACCUGCUCAAGGCGUUCGUCGCCGAAUCAUGGAACGUAACCGGCACAGUCCGACCCCAAACACGUCGUGAUGACGACCCCAGCAUCGCGGAUCUUGAGAAAACUGGUGCCAGAAUCCUCGAGAUCGACUACCUCGACGAAAGCACCAUCGAGAAGGCCGCCAUCGCCUAUGGAAACAAGCCUCUUGACCUGCUCAUCAACACAAACGACAUGUUGGUGGAGAAAUACCGCGUCAUGGCCGUUGGCCCACUGCUCACCAUCAAGCAUUUCCUUCCCAAGUUGGAACAGGCUCCCGGCGCAAAGAUCGUGAAUAUCUCGUCGGCAUUUGGGUCAAUCUCCACCAACUCCUUCGGGACGUUUAUGGCGUACCGUAUCGCCAAAGCCGCUUUGAACCAAGGCGCCGUCACCAUGGGACGUGAGUGGGAUAAGGAAGGCCGAAAGGUGACCAUGAUCUGCGUCGAGCCUGGUUUCUUGUCUACACGGUUGACUGGAUGGGACGGCGUGGAUAACAUGGACAAGGGUAUGAACUCAAGAAGCUCACGGCUCGAGCGAGGCAGCAGGCUUGUAUCCAUCAGUGUCUCAGCACCGUGGCUGGAUGGCUAG